Molecule: messenger RNA, 375 nt
Organism: Tremella mesenterica DSM 1558
Lineage: Eukaryota; Fungi; Basidiomycota; Tremellomycetes; Tremellales; Tremellaceae
Exons: 1
Coding region: 1-375 (124 amino acids)
Source: RefSeq, a predicted model, not a curated record
AUGACCGCGGAGUACCAACAUCCACGUCGACUCGACACGGUCAAUGUUCGAAAUACUCUCUUUGGCAACGAGUCCCGCUUCAAAUGCUUCCAAGAAUCCCUGAGAAUGAACCCGGAUGGUGGUUGGCCAUCGGCUUUUGAACCCUUGAGAGAUGUAUGGGGGCGGCUCAUGGAAGAAGACUAUGGUAGUAGUCAAGGGGAAUGGGCCGCGGCUCUCCGCUCUGUCCAGCGAACACUCCAGAGCGCCGCACACGCGAUACAUAUGCAAGAGAACAUCUACAUUUGCGAUCCGACCAAGGGGUCGAGGGAUCCAACCAUCCAGUGGGUAUCCACGAGGGUGGUUGUCAGAGGAGUAGCAACGGACUUUGAUGAGUAG